Molecule: messenger RNA, 1585 nt
Organism: Bactrocera tryoni
Lineage: Eukaryota; Metazoa; Arthropoda; Insecta; Diptera; Tephritidae
Gene: Cdk8
Product: cyclin-dependent kinase 8
Exons: 1
Coding region: 160-1470 (436 amino acids)
Biological process (GO): protein phosphorylation
Cellular component (GO): mediator complex; nucleus
Molecular function (GO): RNA polymerase II CTD heptapeptide repeat kinase activity; ATP binding; cyclin-dependent protein serine/threonine kinase activity
Source: RefSeq, a predicted model, not a curated record
AACGUUCUCUGGCACUACUAUUCUUAAGAACAGUUUCUUGUCAUACAUUUGACAGCCGGUGAAACAGCUGAUAGACUCCACUAUAUCAAAAAUAUAACUUAUUAAUUCAGUUUAACGCGUCUAAUACUUUUCAUUAAAACAUUUACUUAAUAUUUUGCAAUGGAUUACGAUUUUAAGAUGAAAACGCAAAUGGAACGAACAAAAGUGGAGGACCUCUUCAACUACGAAGGCUGUAAGGUAGGACGCGGUACGUAUGGUCAUGUCUACAAAGCAAAAUGGAAGGAGCGUACUGACGGCAAAGAAUAUGCACUGAAGCAGAUAGAUGGUACUGGUUUAUCCAUGUCUGCAUGUCGCGAAAUCGCACUUCUUCGAGAACUCAAACAUCAAAAUGUAAUCACAUUGAUUCGGGUGUUCCUUUCUCACAACGACCGUAAAGUAUUUCUUUUAAUCGAUUACGCUGAGCACGAUUUAUGGCACAUUAUUAAGUUCCAUCGUGCUGCUAAAGCCGCCAAGAAGCAAGUAAUUGUACCUAGAGGAAUGGUGAAAAGUUUAUUGUAUCAAAUUUUGGAUGGAAUACACUAUUUACAUAGUAACUGGGUUUUACAUCGAGAUCUAAAGCCGGCAAAUAUUUUAGUAAUGGGUGAUGGUAAUGAGAGGGGACGCGUAAAAAUUGCAGAUAUGGGAUUCGCUCGUCUGUUUAACGCGCCACUUAAGCCGUUAGCAGAUUUAGAUCCAGUAGUUGUAACAUUCUGGUAUCGGGCACCAGAACUGCUAUUAGGUGCGCGUCAUUACACUAAAGCAAUUGAUAUUUGGGCAAUUGGUUGCAUUUUCGCCGAAUUGCUUACGUCCGAGCCAAUUUUCCAUUGUAGACAAGAAGAUAUUAAAACUAGUAAUCCAUAUCACCAUGAUCAACUGGAUCGUAUCUUCAAUGUAAUGGGAUUUCCUCAAGACAAGGAUUGGGAGGACAUCAAAAAAAUGCCUGAGCAUCAUACUCUAAUAAAAGAUUUCAAACGUUCAACUUAUUCGACUUGCUCUUUAGCUAAAUAUAUGGAACGCCACAAAAUUAAGCCAGAUAGCAAAGCAUUCCAUCUUUUACAGAAACUUCUACUUAUGGAUCCUAAUAAACGCAUCACUUCAGAACAAGCUAUGCAAGAUCCAUACUUCCAAGAAGACCCACUGCCUACGCAGGACGUUUUUGCGGGUACCCCUAUUCCUUAUCCGAAGAGAGAAUUUUUAACAGAUGAUGACCAAGAAGAUAAAGCAGACAACAAAAGACAACAACAACAACAGCAGCAGCAGCAGCAGCAACAACAGCAAGAGCCAAAUGCUAAAAGAGUUCGUUUAUCAGGGCCUGCUGGUCCUGGUCAACAGCAACAGCAAGUGCAACAAUCUCAAGAUUUUCAUCAUCAACAACAGCAGCAACAACAAAUGAUGUUUAAUCAACAACAAAAUUUUCAGCAACGUUUUUAAAUAUUACAUGCAACGCGAUUUAUUUAAAUAUGUAAUUUGGCUACAGAUCUCUAAUAAUUCGAUGACUAGUGCAAAGUUGCUAAUUUUUUAAUAAAACAAAUAUUUAUAAAAUGUG